UGACAAAAAGUUUCUUUUAUUACGCUCCUCCCAAAUUCAAAUCAUAACGGCAACACUUCCUCUUCGACAAUUCCAAUCUACAUUUUCUCUCUUCAGCUACCGUAUUCCCCAACUCAAAAUCAAUGGCGCCUCAAAUCCCUAAACCUCCGCAAAAACAUUCUCAAAAACCCCCUCAACAUUCUCUAAAGCCUUCAAAAAAUCAACAAAUCAAGAACCCACAGAAACCACAAAACCCUAAUAUAAACAGAGAUUGGUCAAUUGCGGAUUUCGAAAUCGGAAAACCCUUAGGAAAGGGAAAAUUCGGUAGAGUCUAUCUUGCUCGUGAAAUCAAGAGUAAAUAUAUAGUGGCAUUGAAGGUGAUAUUUAAGGAGCAAAUAGAGAAGUAUAGAUUGCAUCAUCAAUUGAGGAGGGAAAUGGAGAUUCAAAUGAGUUUACGCCAUCCGAAUGUUUUAAGAUUGUAUGGAUGGUUUCAUGAUGAUGAAAGGAUUGUGUUGAUUCUUGAGUAUGCUUUUAGGGGUGAGCUUUAUAAGGAACUCCGUAAUUUAGGUCAUCUUCCCGAGAAGCAAGCUGCUACGUAUAUUGCAAGUUUGACGCAGGCAUUGGCGUAUUGUCAUGACAAGAAUGUCAUCCAUAGGGACAUCAAGCCAGAGAAUUUGUUGCUUGAUCAUGAGGGUCGUCUAAAGAUUGCAGAUUUUGGAUGGUCUGUACAGUCAAGAAAUAAGAGACACACUAUGUGUGGAACUCUUGACUAUUUGGCUCCAGAAAUGGUGGAAAAUAAAGCCCAUGAUUAUGCAGUUGAUAACUGGACUUUGGGUGUCCUUUGCUAUGAGUUCUUAUAUGGAGCUCCUCCAUUUGAGGCAGAGAGCCAACGUGACACUUUUAGAAGGAUUAUGAAGGUUGAUUUGAACUUCCCAGAUGCAAUUGAAAUUUCCUUAGAUGCCAAGGAUCUAAUACGCCGACUUCUGGUGAAGGAUUCCUCAAAGAGGCUCUCUCUUCAGAAGAUAUUACAGCACCCUUGGAUCGUAAAGAAUGUAGAACCCACUGGAAUUUGCCGUUAAUAAAUCCAAUAUUUAAUCAAGCUAUUGAACAACUCGAUGAGAAUGGGUAUAAGAUGGUGUUUCAAGAGUGUAUUGAUCACUAGUAAGAAUUCACCCUUUUUAAGUUUAAUCCUUCCAUAUGUUAACCUAUUCCAAUUGAAAUCAUGGCAAUGUAUAAUCAUGUCAUUCUUGUCAUGAUGUUAAUCCUUUUGCAUGUGCAGUAUUUCAAUGAAUUCAAAAGAUGUUUGUAUUCAAUAUGCAAACGUGCUAAUAGUUUGUGUAUUAACAUGAAACAAUGUCCGCUAUUACUGUAAUUUUGUAUAUUAGUUAUUUAUCUUGUAUAGCUGAGUUUGCACUCCUAUGGUUUAGUCAUUGUGUAAAAAUGCGGUAACGAUCAUGAUUGUGGUAAGAGAACGGUGAUAUGGUAACGAUGAUCAUCUCACGCUACACACUGAAGGAAAUCAGGACUGGCUCGGACAGUACCACUUUGAAGCAGGCCCAUACAUUAUUCACCUCUAAAUUGAACAUGUUGGUCGUUAGGAAGCUGAAAGUUAGGUAUUGGGUGAUACCAUAUGCAAGAACCGACAUGAAAUUAUGAUUUUGAAUAGUUUUCUGUGAUCACAAAAGGAUGCUUUAGACUAAGAGCUAGUGCAGGAAAGAUGAAAAUAGUGGAGCUGCAUCGUCCCUAGUGCCCAAAUCUGUAUUUAUUGUUGAGAUGAGACUGCAUAUUUUUGAUUACCUAAGGUGAAACCUUAUAGAGAAUAUAGGUAACAGUACAAUGAGAAAUCAUACAGAGAAUAUUGAGGCAAAUCAGUAAGAUAUCAGACAGAGAAUAUCAAUAGCAGAUCAGUGAGAAUAUGAUUUGGUGCCAUGUUCUCCUAUUAGAAACCCAAACGUGCUGCUUUUUCUUCCUAUUUUUGCAUCUUUUUUGUUUAGCUAGGUCACUUUAGUUCAUUUUACUUGAGUAGACCUUUGUUUUUUAACGGUAGAUGAUACAAGAAAUGAGUUGAGAAAGGUGAUUAUUGAGACUGAUUUCAUGGUUCAUGUAUCCGUAGUCGACUCCAAUUUUUUGGGUUUAUGACUUGGGCAUUUUUGUUGUUGGAUCUGAGCCAAACAUUUGGAUAUGUACCGAAAUCUGGUAACCUGAGUGUAAUGUUUACAAAGAACUAAGAAUGCAGAGUGGUGGCAUUUUUUUAGUUCGUUUGUUACGUUUUGAAGUUUGAGCUGCCAUUUUUGUAUCGAUGUUUUGAUGGUCUAAAUUCAUGUCAGAAAUGUUGGUAAACCAAUUAAAACAAAGCAUGGAGUUACAGUGUAAAUAGAGUUCUAUGUUGUCAAAAUAGACUGCUGUAGAAUCAGAAAAUAAUGCAGGUGAAAAAGAAAGUUGUGGGAUUUGCAUUGAUUUUAUAGAAGGUUCUUUUGUUUGGAGUACAUAUCAAAAUAAGACACAACUUUCGGUUCUUUAGAGCCAUAAUUUGUGAUUGUGACUCUUUUUGAUUGAUUAAGGUAUAGUUUGGACAGCUUUCGUUUCUUCUGUGGCUUAGACUAGGAUUUGGGAAGAUUUGAAACUUUCGGUUCUUUUGAGCCAUAAUUUGUGAUUGUGACACUCUUUUUGAUUGAUUAAGGUAUAGUUUGGACAACUUUCGUUUCUUCUAUGGCUUGGACUAGGAUUUGGGAAGAUUUGAAAAAAAUUAGACAAUUUAAUUACUUUAUUCAAAAAAUAAGUUUCGUUUAAACUUUUUUUCCCAAAAUAAGCGUCCUUGGCUCUAAAGCUAGGCUUGGUGUAUACUCACUCUUACUAACAGCGAAUUAAAAGAAAUGGUUAAAAAUUUA
Messenger RNA from Amaranthus tricolor (Joseph's coat), 2867 nucleotides. RefSeq names its product serine/threonine-protein kinase Aurora-3. The coding region runs from base 123 to 1058 and encodes 311 amino acids. Lineage: Eukaryota; Viridiplantae; Streptophyta; Magnoliopsida; Caryophyllales; Amaranthaceae. Gene Ontology annotation, molecular function: ATP binding; protein kinase activity. Gene Ontology annotation, cellular component: spindle midzone; spindle microtubule; spindle pole centrosome. Gene Ontology annotation, biological process: mitotic spindle organization; protein phosphorylation; regulation of cytokinesis. The record is from RefSeq and is a predicted model, not a curated record. The transcript has 6 exons.